AUGGAUGAAACUUUCCGAGCCUUCGAUCGGAUCCUGCGCUUCGCUGGAAUUUCCAUUUUCGCUAAGAGCAAGUGGAAUUCCAAGCGAUGGCUGAUAUACCAGAGUUUCAACUUCUUUCUAGCUCUUCUUACCUUUAUUUUUACUUCCGCUUUCGUUGUAUUUAACAUGUCCGAUCUCCUUCUCUGCAUACAAGGCGCGUGUAUAUGGACUACAGGCGUUAUAAUGUUCAUAUCUUUGGGCAUUUGUUUGAUAUUCAAGAAGGACUUCGAGGGUUUUGUUGGUGAGAUGGCCUUUCAAGAUCGCGCUUUAGAUAUGCCGUUAGUGGAAUAUGUUAUGGCGAGUCAAGGGAGAGGGAAGUGUUUCGAGUUAAAGUGUCUCGUGAUGAAUACACAGGAAAAGAUAUUUAAGCUGACACGUAUGUUGCUGAAGACGUAUGUCGCUAGUGUAUGGUUGUGUGCGACGUUAUAUCUGUGUAGCCCGAUUUAUGGAAUGUAUGUAAGGGAGGAUGACUCUUUAAGAUUGUUAGCUUUCGAUAUGUGGUUUCCUUGGAGUCUAGAAAAUUUCGGCGUGUAUGUAGCAUCGUUUACAUUUCACGCAUAUGCCGGGUAUUUGUGUUGUAUUGCUUACCCCGGUUUCCAAUCAAUGAUAAUAAUACUUGUUUGGCAAAUAAUUCGACAACUGCAGAUCAUAACCUUUGUUCUAACAAACUUGGACGAAAUUAUGCUGGAUAUUGUUAAACAAAGGAACGAAAGAUGGCAGUCUGGGUGCAGUUCUGUCUUCUCACAAUGUGUUAAACACUAUGUAAGGACUAAAAGAUUCUCCAAUCGGCUUAAUGUGAUUUGCCGACCGUUCUAUUUGGCUUUAAUCCUCGUCGCUAUAAUGCUUGUGUGCGUUUGCUCUGUGAAGAUUGCAGUUUCGAACAAGUUUACGCUGGAUACAAUGAAGUAUUAUGUACACGAAUUUUGUUUUAUUCUUGUUGUUUUUAUGUUCUGCUUCCUCGGUCAGCAAGUGGAAAAUCAGUGUGAGAAACUAGAUGCAGCAGUCACAGAGAAGUGGUAUAUCUACAACAAAGAGCACAAACAUAACGUAUUAAUUUUCAAAAUAGCUCUCAGCCAAAGGAUGCCAAUCCAUAUUUUCGGAUCAAUCCCACUAUCUUUGCCAACAUUUACUUGGUUCAUCAAAACCGGGAUGUCAUUCUUCACUCUUAUGAUGUCAGUGUUAGAAACAUAGAAGAAUUAUCUUAUCAGUUAUACUGGUUAAAAUAAAAUAAAUAACAUGAA
This is a messenger RNA of Colias croceus (clouded yellow), 1280 nucleotides long. RefSeq lists its product as uncharacterized. The record is from RefSeq and is a predicted model, not a curated record. The transcript has 7 exons. The coding region runs from base 1 to 1230 and encodes 409 amino acids. Lineage: Eukaryota; Metazoa; Arthropoda; Insecta; Lepidoptera; Pieridae. Gene Ontology annotation, biological process: sensory perception of smell; detection of chemical stimulus involved in sensory perception of smell. Gene Ontology annotation, cellular component: plasma membrane. Gene Ontology annotation, molecular function: olfactory receptor activity; odorant binding.